This is a messenger RNA of Thalassophryne amazonica, 1056 nucleotides long. RefSeq lists its product as uncharacterized. The transcript has 6 exons. NCBI's taxonomy places the organism in Eukaryota, Metazoa, Chordata, Actinopteri, Batrachoidiformes, Batrachoididae. The record is from RefSeq and is a predicted model, not a curated record. The coding region runs from base 1 to 951 and encodes 316 amino acids. Gene Ontology annotation, molecular function: structural constituent of myelin sheath.
AUGGUGACCUUCGAUAAAGAGACCCAGAGGGAGACCAAGGAAGACGUGGAUGGACAAGAUCAGGGAUGCUUCCCUCCAGUGUCUCCUCAGGCGGGCGUGCAGUUGACAGCCCCACAAAGCCUCGGCGUCCAACCUCUGCAGAUUAGACGGUGGUCUUCCAGCCAGCCUCCUGGCACUCGGCAGCCAGCUCUGAGUACUCGACCCUCUUCCCCUCAAAGGCAGCCUCAAUGCCUUCCUCCAUUGGUGCUGCCACACUUCCCAGCAGAACGUGUGGUUCUCAUCUCUCUGGAACAGGUUCUGGUGAUGCAUGACGGGCGCUGCCAUGGCCAGAGACAGAAUCCAGAUCACCAGCACCCCGAUCAGCGCGUGCCGCACCACCCGGAUGGAGGAGGACUUUCUGGAGUGCACGAUGGCGAUGUAGCGGUCCACGGACAUGGCAGACAGCGUGAAGAUGCUGACCAGCAUGGACACGGUGAAGAAGUAGUGGAUGAACUUGCAGAUGAAGGCGCCCAGCACCCAGUCUCCGUCAGCAGCAUGGGGCAGCAUCUAGGGAAGCGAGAUCCACCCACGUACAUCAAGUCCUCGUUGCCUGAAACCAGAAGGGACGAACAGAGAACUGCAGCAGAGCCUGAACCUCAAGAUGAAGUCUUUGGCCUGGGUGAGGCAGAUGCGUCGCAGAACAAUGGCUUCGUCUCGAAGAAGCCGGUGGUGACUGACUCCAAGGGCGCUGAGGGCCCCCGCCAGCCCUGGCCCACCGCCAGCACAGCUGACCCUGACGAAGCCACGCCACGCCCCCACCUGGUCCGCCUUUUCUCCCGAGAUGCCCCGGGACGGGAGGACAACACCUUCAAAGACCGACCCUCCGAAUCAGACGAGCUGCAGACCAUCCAGGAACACAACGGAGCGGCUUCCGAGUGCGGGACGGAGAGCCCCGACGAGGACAUAGAUUAGGCUAGCUUUUAUCCCUCCCUUCUUUUUUUUUUUCCUCUUGUCCCCUCCUCUGUCCGUCAUCUCUCGGUUUAGCGAGAGACUAGAACGACACUUUUGACACUCCCA